Molecule: messenger RNA, 658 nt
Organism: Camelina sativa (false flax)
Lineage: Eukaryota; Viridiplantae; Streptophyta; Magnoliopsida; Brassicales; Brassicaceae
Source: RefSeq, a predicted model, not a curated record
ACUGGCGUUUAUGGCAUGGCAGAGGAAGGAUCCGUCGGAAUAGGAGAAACCGAAGAAGAAGCGGCAGAGAUCGGCGAUUUCUCCGGCAGCGACCACCAGAUCUCUGACCUGCGAAGAAGAAGCUGAUUGGAAUAAAUCUCGUUUUCGUGGGCUGGAAUCGAUGGGGAAAGGCCCGCUAUCGUUUCGCCGUCUUUCGAGCAUCCGUCGCCGGAAGAAAGGUUCUGCGGUUAAAGAUGACGCUUCUCAGACAUCGACGCCUUCAUCUCCACCGCCUCCUCCGCCGAUUAAUGCAGGCGGACAAAUUGUGGGAGGGACUGGGAAGGCGAAGAAGAAAGCCGGAGGAGCUAGGCUGUGGAUGAGGUUUGAUCGGACUGGUGCCAUGGAGGUGGUAGAGUGCGACAAGAGUACAAUCAUCAAACGUGCUUCUGUUCCCGCUAGGGAUUUGAGGAUUCUUGGCCCUGUCUUCUCUCACUCUUCUAACAUUCUCGCUAGGGAGAAAGCUAUUGUUGUGAAUUUAGAGGUCAUAAAGGCAAUAGUUACUGCAGAAGAAGUGUUGCUGUUGGAUCCUCUCCGUCCUGAAGUUCUUCCAUUCGUUGAACGACUAAAGCAACAGUUUCCUCAGAGGAAUGGGACUGACAAUCGACCACCAGAUCUCUGA